UCUAUCUACAAGUUUUACCUUUAGUCCAUAUCCAAUGAGUCAACCCCACACUCAAACCCACACACACUCUCACACACACCGCAUCUUCCAUCCUCUGAAAUCCUCAUCCAUUGAAAAUAUCACCAAAUCAAACAUAAUUCCAUUCCCUUCCUUUCCAUUUGACAAUGGAUUCAUAUGAUCCCAAUCUCUCGGGUCAACCCGACCCUCCUCAACCCAUCAACCCAUCUCCUCCCACCACCACCACCACCACCCAGUCUCACCCACCUUAUUCUGAGAUGAUAGUAGCUGCAAUUGUUGGUUUGAAAGACAAAGAUGGGUCGAGUAGACAAGCUAUAGCUAAGUUCAUUGAGAAACAAUAUGGCCCUGCUAAUUUGCCCCCAACUCAUUCUAACUUAUUGACUCAUCAUCUUAAGCGAAUGAAAGCCGAGGGUCAGCUCGUUAUGAAUAAACAUUCCUAUAUGCUUUCUGGCUCUAGAUCUCAACCCGAAUUACCUUUGCAGCCUCCGGGUUUCGGUGACUAUGAAGUUAAUAAUAACAAUACUGAUAUGUAUGCUGCUGCUGGUGGCUUUAAACCAAGUGAUGUUGUGUCACCGAGGCGUAAACCUGGGCGUCCCGCGAAACCCAGACAUCAAGAUUUCGGGUUUCAAGGGGAGAUGCCCGCAGAUUUACAACAACAACAACAACCGGAGGAGAUCCAGCCUUAUCAGCCGCAGUUUGAGCAGCAACUUCAGUUUGGUAAUAUGCAGGAUUUCCAGUCACAAGGUCAGUAUGAUGCUGGUGGUUCGGGACCUGGGCAAGAGACUUUUCAAGGAAAUUAUGCAGGUGGUGGUAAUGAUAAUGGUGGUGCUGAACCGAUUUUUGCGUCGUUGGGUUUGGCUGAUGAGGGUGUUCCCCCAACAGCUCCCCCGCCGCCACCACCACCACCCGAGAAUACGGUGGUUUCGGCAAAGAGGGGACGUGGACGCCCCCCAAAGAAUGCUUCUCGUGGUAGGAAACCUGGCGUGGCUGGUUCUGGUGGUGAUGUGGUGGAACCAGCGAGGCGUAAACCUGGAAGGCCUAAAAUGUUGUCGGUUUCCAUGGUGAAUGGUGGCGGUGUGAAAAGAGCUGGUAGACCCAAAAGAGUUGGAGGGCCUUUGACUGGGCCUUUGCCUGGAAAUGUCAACAAGCCAAGCGAAAGGCCUAAAAGGGUUGUAUCGAAGCCUGAGUUUUAUGUAUCUGCUAGUGGCAGUGAUGCUCAGACUCGUCCUGUUUCAAGAGGCAAUGGUCGUGGCCGCCCUGCAAAUACCAAAUUCAGGAAAUUGUCUUCACAAUCAUUUGGUCGCCCUAGCAAGGUUGGACAAGGUACUGCAGUUUUAGUGACAGAUCCACUGCAGCUUGUAGUUUACCAAGAACUGAAGUUGAAAUACGAGCGCUUACAAUCAAAAGCCAAGGAAGCGGUGGGUGUGAUAAGGCCCCACAUUAACCCUGAGUAUGAAGCUUUUGGAGCACUGAAAGAGCUGGAAACCCUCGUGGGUGGACCGCUGUGAAUGUACAAAGUGAGAAUCCACCGUCCGUUGUCUAAAUUUAGGAUUCUAGCUGGAGCAUCCAGGCAUCAAAAGAGUAGAUGGUUGAGGUAUUACAAACGUAGUUUGUAAAGUGUUGUAGUAGAGCAAUGUAACUUUAGAUUGAUGUGAGUUUAGGACAGUGUGCAAAUCUUAUUUGAUUAAAAGAUUUACCAGUGAUUUGAGAACAGCCAUGAAUAAUAAUUGUUUGCGGCUUUGUGCAUCCAUAAAGUUAUUGGUGAUGCUAACGUAUCAACCUUUUCCUGCUGGUUAUUUUUA
Molecule: messenger RNA, 1820 nt
Organism: Erigeron canadensis
Lineage: Eukaryota; Viridiplantae; Streptophyta; Magnoliopsida; Asterales; Asteraceae
Product: glutenin, high molecular weight subunit PW212-like
Exons: 4
Coding region: 165-1526 (453 amino acids)
Biological process (GO): chromosome condensation; nucleosome assembly; negative regulation of DNA recombination
Cellular component (GO): nucleolus; nucleosome; nucleus
Molecular function (GO): nucleosomal DNA binding; double-stranded DNA binding
Source: RefSeq, a predicted model, not a curated record